ACACUCAACAGAACUCGCGCCCCUUAGUCUCGAGUGCCGCCAUACCAGAGGUCUCUGGGUCCUGCCAAAACCCCAGUACUAGACCUGCCGAGAUAAAAGACAAGCGCUGCUGUGACAUGUCGCAUUCAUCUACAACAAAGACAUUCAAGGCAGCAGAAAGCUCCACAGCAAAUGGAGGAGAUCAACAGAAACAGUGCUCUGACAGCCCAACAACCACUGCAGGACAGACAUCCAAACCUAUAGACAUUGCUAAGAAGGCUGCCGAAGGCAGGCAGAAACUACGACUCGGGUCUGCUUGUUAUACCGCGCCGAACGGCACCCGCUUCAUUCGUCACAACGAUCUACUCAAAUGGGCAGUCGGGGUCAAGGAUAAACACGAUGAUCUGGUGGUUUUCAUGCCUGUGUUUGUCGAAAAUCCGUGGAAGGGACUCAAACCUGUUCUGACCACAUGUGCUGCGCGGUACUGAUGACACCUGAUUCUUUGCAGCUUUUCACGGUGUAUGAGAAUAUCGCACCCUCGUGGCGGCAUAUUGCUUAUGGGUUUUACAGUCUAAGGAAGCCUGCCAUCCAGUAAUUACUAUCGCGUGACUUUCAGAUCCAGGUCGUAUAAAAAUUACAAGCACAGGUUAGCACGGAC
Messenger RNA from Aspergillus saccharolyticus JOP 1030-1, 637 nucleotides. RefSeq lists its product as uncharacterized. The coding region runs from base 117 to 467 and encodes 116 amino acids. NCBI's taxonomy places the organism in Eukaryota, Fungi, Ascomycota, Eurotiomycetes, Eurotiales, Aspergillaceae. The transcript is spliced from 2 exons. The record is from RefSeq and is a predicted model, not a curated record.